This is a messenger RNA of Effrenium voratum, 435 nucleotides long. Lineage: Eukaryota; Dinophyceae; Suessiales; Symbiodiniaceae. The record is from the annotation of a GenBank genome assembly.
AUGGCAGCCGGCGCGGGCAAGCCACUGAGGCCGCCCCGCCUCUUAAUCGUACAGGCCUGGGCUCAUGCGGACGGGGGCCGGUGGCACUGCCAACUUCACUUGCAGCUGGUGCGGGCUGGGGCCUUGGGAGUUGAUGUCGCGGCGCCGCUCCAGAAGCUGGCCCCGAAUGUCGUCAGUUGGUCCUGCAUCGUCUUUGGCGUGAAACGGGAAGUGGCGACGGAGGGGCGUUACGUGGCGUGGGAAGAGGACCUUUCCUCAACCGAUCUCAUCAGAUUUUCUAUCGUGUUGGACUUCCCCUCGCGCACAAUCACGUAUAUUGCAGACCGCGGUGGAAGAUGCUGGUCAGCUGCUCUUUCACAUGAAGGUCCUGUCUAUCCUGUCAUUGCAGCCUCCGGACCUCACUUCUUCUCCAUCGAGUACGGCUGCCACGUUUGA